AUGGUACCUCCUAUCGGCGUAGUAAACCUCAAAAAAUAUAAUGAAGAGCAAGCGCGGUUAAUGGAAGAAAUGUGUAUUCUCGUUAAUGAGAAUGACACGAAAAUUGGAGCAGACACAAAAAAGACGUGUCACCUAAUGGAGAAUAUUAAUAAGGGUUUACUACACCGAGCAUUCUCUGUGUUCCUGUUUAACUCUGAAAAUGAACUCUUGUUACAACAACGCUCUACUGAUAAAAUAACAUUUCCCGACUUAUGGACAAAUACUUGUUGUUCUCACCCUUUGAAUACUACACUUGAGCUUGAAGAAGAGAAACAAAUAGGUGUGCGUAGAGCUGCUCAGCGUAAAUUAGAGCACGAAUUAGGGAUAAAGUCAUCACAAGUGCCACUUGACGAGUUUAAAUUUCUAACAAAGAUUCAUUAUUUGGCGCCUUCUGAUGGUGUUUGGGGAGAACAUGAAGUCGAUUACAUUUUAAUUAUCCGUGCUAACGUCGACUUGAACAUCAACGUGAAUGAAGUUAAAGCCGUCGAAUGGCUCUCUAUUGAUGAGCUUCGGCGUCGAUUUGAAAAUCCGGGAGAUUGGAAAUUCACACCCUGGUUCAAACUCAUUUCUGAGAACUUUUUGUUCAAGUGGUGGGAGGAUCUCGAUAACCUAGACAUUAAAAGUGAUUCACAAAAAAUAUAUAAACUAGGGAUUUAA
Ambispora gerdemannii is the source of this 696-nucleotide messenger RNA. The record is from the annotation of a GenBank genome assembly. NCBI's taxonomy places the organism in Eukaryota, Fungi, Glomeromycota, Glomeromycetes, Archaeosporales, Ambisporaceae.